CUGUUUAAUCCAAACAACAACCCCUCCAUUAGAGGGUUAGAGGCAGAGCAGAGGGAAAGAGUGCAAGCGAGCGGUUCACCGAGAAAUCUGCAAGAAUGGGCAAAAUCUACCAGGUCGUGGUUCACGGUCUCAGGGGCGAGAAGAUGACCGUCGACUUGUGCAACACGGAGGAGCAGAUGAAGAGCAUGACGGUUCUGCAGCUGAAGGAGAAGAUUGCAGAGAAACUUCCUCAGAGCGGAGGAGAGGAGGCUCUACGGCUGAUAUUCACAGACAAGAUGCUGGACGGAGACUUCACGCUGCUCUCUGAUUAUGGAAUCCAGCACAUGUCCGUGAUCCAGAUGGCUUUGAAGGUUCCUGGAGGACUGACGGCCUGACAGAGACCACGUCCCCCUAUACCACCGCUGUGCUGCUUCACGAAGCUACUUCCUGUUUACAAAUGUCGAACCUUUAUUCCAAUAAACCUUUUAGCGAUGUCCCCAAGUUGCCUUGAAAUAUGUUUGAAAAGUUGCUGUUGCACAAAAUAAAACCCGUGUUCCCUCUAAA
This is a messenger RNA of Hippoglossus stenolepis (Pacific halibut), 543 nucleotides long. RefSeq lists its product as uncharacterized. NCBI's taxonomy places the organism in Eukaryota, Metazoa, Chordata, Actinopteri, Pleuronectiformes, Pleuronectidae. The transcript has 2 exons. The coding region runs from base 96 to 374 and encodes 92 amino acids. Gene Ontology annotation, molecular function: protein binding. The record is from RefSeq and is a predicted model, not a curated record.